CAUGUGGCCUGACCGGGCAUGGAACCGGAUCCUAGGUGGAUGCCCAGCUUCUGAGCCCAGCCGGCCAGGCCCGCCUUGAUUUUAGUUUCUCCCUUUUGGGCAGGGACAACUAAAUCUUUAGCCUCCUGGCCAGCCGCUUCGGGGCUCUGCCUUUGCUCCCCCUUUCCCUUUGCUUGCACUUCCCUGUGUGCAGAUCGCCUGCCCUCUCGGCUGUUUCCAGGCUGCAGGAGCCCUGGCUCCUCCUCUGCCGCCGGUCGGGGCUGACCUCCCGCAGGUGGGCCCGCCUGCACGGGUUGUGUAAUCCAGCUCCUGGCCUGGAGAAAACAAGAACCAUGGCCACCGGGAGCGUUGCCUCCGAGAUGAUAGAAAGGGAACGAAAGCAGCUGCUGGAAAUCCUCCAGCAAGAUCUCGAUUCGAUCCUGGACUCCUUAACCUCCCGCAGGCUGGUUUCCGAGGCCGAGUACGAGACUCUGGAGGGUACUGCUGACCCGCUGAAGAAAAGUCGGAAGCUGUUGAUUUUGAUUCAGAAAAAGGGAGAAGACAGUUGUCAGCAUUUCCUCAAAUGUUUGUUUAGUACUUUUCCAGAGGCGGCGACCGUUUGGGGCUCCAGGCACGAAUUUCUAAAACAUGAGAAUAUAGAACCUGCUCCACCGUCGGGGGUAAGCAAGGAUCCAGAAGCUCGAUCUUCGCCGGCAGAGCAGCAGCCUGAGGAUUCUGAGAGCACGGUGUCCUUCGAAGAGGAAGAACAGCUGGGCCUGGAGCCCUCCGGGAGGGUCACGGACAAGAAAAGGAGCGACGGGGAAGCGGCCUGGCCGUCAGGGGGAGAUGAGGACGAGCUCCCCGCGGCCGAGAGCCCGGAGGGCGCGGUCCCAGAAACCAUGGCUUAUGUGCUGGACCAGCAGAGAUACGAGCCCGACGCUUCUUUAUACUUGGGGAGCGAGGAGUAUCUAGACUGGCUGCUGUACUCCGAGGGCGCCGGGCCUACAGAAAGAAAAAAGGUGUUUAAGGAUGUCCUGUCCUGUUUGAACUUGGAUAGGAGCAGGAAGCUCCUGCCCGAUUUUGUUGAGCAGUUCUCCUUAGACCGGGGCUGUAAGUGGACGCCCGAGACUCCGGCAGACUUGGCCUGGAAUUUCCUGAUGAAAGUUCAAGCCCUGGACGUGGCGGCCAGAGACUCAAGCCUUGGGGACGGGGCUCUGAGUGAGGGUAGCCAGGGGGACCUGCGAACCGGAGCAGAGAGUCUGGAAAUGAGGGGCGCACAAACCGUGAACCCCCUGGACGUGCUCUGCGCCUCUCUGCUGUGCUCCGACGGCGCUUUGCAGCGCACAGUCAUGGCAGGCCUGCAUCGGUGCCGGUUUGCCCUCCCUCUGCUCCUGCCAGAUGCCGAGAACAACAAGAGCAUCUUGCUGCUGGGGGCCAUGCAAGGCAUUGUGAAGGGGCAGCCGGCGCCGCCUUCUGGGGGGCCGGCGGGGGGCGCCCAAAGGCCCCUGACUCUCUGGAAGAUGCCUGUCAUCUCCUUCGUGCGUCUGGGAGACUGCAGCUUCUCCAAGUCCAGGAUCCUCAACGCACUGCUGAGCCCGGCCCAACCGAAGCCGCACAGGACCUUCCUCCACCAGGACCUGCCUGCCCUGGCGCCCCCCCGGCGGAUCUCCGACGGCCUGGUGGAAAUCGCCUGGAGCUUUCCCAGUGGCCAGGGUCCAGAGGAAAACCCUCAUCUUUUCCGAGAGCCAGUUGCCGUGGCCAACCUCCGUGGGGAUCUGGAAAGUUUUUGGACACAAUUUGGUUUCUUGGUGGAAGUUUCCUCCGCUGUGUUCUUCUUCACCGACUGCCUGGGUGAAAGGGAAUGGGACCUGCUCAUGUUUUUAGGAGAAGCUGCCAUCGAAAGAUGCUACUUUGUCCUCAGUCCCCAGGCCAAGGAGAGUGAAGAGGCUCAGAUGUUCCAGAGGAUUCUGAAGUUGAAGCCGUCACAGCUACUGUUUUGGGAGGAGGAGAGAGCUGGGGAGCAAGGGAGGAACAUGAAGAGCCUCCGAGCUGCCCUGCAGGAGGUGAUGUCCUUGUCGCUUAGACAUGUGUCCGUGGAGGACAUGGCCUCCCUGGCAAGGGAGCUGGGGAUCCAGGUAGACCAAGACACUGAGGCCGUUCAAGGAAUUCAAGUUGUCCCUGGUGAAAACGUGGCUGUAAGAGUUGAAGAUGAAGGUCAACAAGGACGCAGCCAGCCAGAGAGCUCAUCCGAAAGGCCCGCUGAGGUGCCUGAGAAAGAGCCUGGAGCUGGAGGCGAGCUCAGCCGGGCGCUUCAGGAUUUCCACCUCGCCCCAGUAUCCCUGCCUCCUCUGUACCACCCCUGUCCCUUCCCAAUCGGGAUGGGAGGCCACUUUAACCGCGUUCCUCUGAAAGCCCCUUGGGCUGCGGGCUUCCACCCUCGGCCACAGCAGAAGUGGUUCCGUCUUCCACCCUUCCGGAAUUCAAGGGCCCAUCAUCGAGGCAGAAGUUUUGGGGCCCAGUACUUCCAGCCCCAGAGGUUUUGUUUAGGUGAAAGGUUUAUGAAAUUUUCGGGACCUGCUCGGGGACAUCACAUGGGUGGACUGUUUGUGAGACCACCAAGGCCCAUUUGGCGGCACGUACAGGCCUGGCCUGGCAGACCGCAGACAAUGAGAGCUUGUGAUAGGUCUGCCAUGGCCUCCCAGGUAGGUCACCUCCAUUCACAGCCAGCAGGACCAGCUGGGAAGCCACAGCCGAUGCCAGGCCACGGCCGGGGAACACAGCCAUCUGAAGCAACUGGAAAAGUUGGGAGAACAGCAUCCCGGGCUAUGAAUCCUCACUAUCGAGCCUUUCAGCCAGCAGGAGUCAUCCAAAGACCCCUAAGACCCGCCUUUCCGCAGGGAUUCAAGCUGAAGACGCAAGGUGGGCCUUUAAAUCCAGCUGGCCAAAUGGGCCCCCAUCCCAUGUCCAACAGCAAGUUUACACCCAGCUCUCCAUUCAGUCAGCCCAAGCCAUCGCAAGGCAAGCAUCCCCAGGCCAAGCCCCCCCAACCUGUGCCCUCUCAACCCAAGCCCACUCAAACAAAACCCACUCAGCCGCAGCCCUCCCAAGCUAAAUGCCCUCCAUCCAAACCCACUCAGGCCCAGCCAUGCAGACCCCAGUCCUCCCGAUCUACGCCUUCUCAGCCCAGACCUACUCAACCCAAGUCAUCACCAGCCAGUUCUUCACAGNGCAGACCCCAGUCCUCCCGAUCUACGCCUUCUCAGCCCAGACCUACUCAACCCAAGUCAUCACCAGCUAAGGCCUCCUACCCAAGAGCAGGGCCCAAGAGAGGCGGGAAGCGUUAAAGUGCUGACUCCAGAGACCUGCGAAAUGUGUCCGUUACUCAGGCCAUUCUGAUCACACAGUAGUAACCUGAAGAAGGGUGGCAGUGAUGGGAAGAGAUUCCUAUCAUCAGAAAAGGAGAUAUGCACAGCCUAAUUGCAUAUCAUUAAACGAUCUGUGAGAAUUGUGUCCCUAACAAAGAGGAAAAAUACGAAAAGAAUUUAGAACAGAAUCGAGCAGUAAAUAAAUUAAUUGAAUCCUACCUUGAGUUGUAGGUAAUAUAAAACCUGAAUCCGGGGAAUGGCCUCACAGCCCCACUUGGGGGAAGAAUGGGCUUGGAAUCUCCAUUUGCAAAGAGAUCAUAAACUAGGGCUCAGGUUGCCUCGGUGUUGCAAAUAAAAUUGCCUUAGAUGUUGGCUGCUCCAGACGUGUCUUGGUCAAAAUUUUUGGUUUAAUAUCAGCCACUAAGCAGACAAACCCUGUUUGUUUGGGAUAAAUCAGUUUGCUUGUGAUUACAGCCUUAAUUUGCUUGGAUGGUAAAACUCUCUCAUUUGACCCUUACAUAUAGAAAUAAUGAACUCUCGACCAGUAAAAUUAAUUAUUUUUCAUUAACUUUAAGAGUGAUCUGUGUAUGUUUCAUAUUUUAAAUGUUUGUAAUAAGUAAGAUAAUUUGGCGUAUUCUUGGAGGAUCUCCUAUGUUAGUCUCAUGAUUUCAGUGCAAAAUGUGUAAUUUAAGUUUUUAAUGUUAGAGUUGUUAUUUUUUAAGAUGAAAAGAUUAAGAUCUGUUUACAAAGUUUGUUAGAAGCAUUGAAAUAUUUAAGAGAACUUAAAAUUCACAGAAUUUGCAAUUUUAAUUUAUUGGAUUUACUUUUGUCCCAAACAUUUUGCUAAGUUCUGCUAGUUCAAAGCAUUAAAUAAAAGGACUAUAUUAAUUUUAAAUAUC
Molecule: messenger RNA, 4243 nt
Organism: Miniopterus natalensis
Lineage: Eukaryota; Metazoa; Chordata; Mammalia; Chiroptera; Miniopteridae
Source: RefSeq, a predicted model, not a curated record